UCCCGCCCGCCGCGCCGUCCUUAAUUAUUGCUCCUCCCACUCUUUAGUCUCUCAAAGUUGAAAUUUUGAAUCCUCGAGGCACGAACCCUCUCCCCCCUUCUUCUUCCUUCCACCGCCGCCACCCAGCUCCGAAUCCUGAUCGAAUCCUCCGUCAAUGGGGUGCGCCUCGUCGACGUUCCUCGAGGACGACGACCGCCGCAUCAUCGGCGUCUCCGCCUCCUCCUCCUCCUCCCACAUCGUCUCCCUCACCUCCUCCACCUACGGCAUCCUCACCUACACCCCAACCCCCUCCGCCCCCAAAUCCACUCCUCCGCCGCCGCCACCGCCUCCCCCGCCCUCCAGGUCCAAGCCCAAGCCACCCGCCGACGCGCCUCCGGAAGACGAGCAGCCGGAGGCGGAGGUCAUCAACUCCUGGGAGCUCAUGGCGGGCCUCCACGACCCCACCACCCCGGCCAAACCCAAGCCCGCCGCCUCCCCACACCGCCCAUACACCAAAGACCCCGACUUCAAGCCCCCGCGCAGCAUCCGCUUCCCGCUCCGCCCCAUCGACGGCAACACCCCACGCCCCCCACCCAUCCCCACCCCACCCCCUCCACAACCCCGCUGCCCGCCGGGCGGCGCGCACUGCGCGGUGCUCUACACCACCACCCUCCGCGCCCUCCGCGACACCUUCGAGGCCUGCAACGCGGCGCGCGCGGCGCUGCACGCGCACGGCGUCGCCUUCCGGGAGCGCGACCUCUCCAUGGACCGCGGCUUCCGGGCCGAGCUCCGCGCCCUGCUCCCGCUCCCCGUCACCCUCACCCUCCCGCGCCUCUUCGUGCGGGGCCGGCACGUGGGCGGCGCGGCGGAGGUGCUGCGGAUGGACGAGGAGGGCGCGCUGGGGCCCCUGCUCGACGGCCUCCCGCGCGCGCGCCCCGGGGGGCGGUGCUGCGACGGCUGCGGCGGGAUGCGGUUCUUGCCCUGCUUCGACUGCUCCGGCAGCCGCAAGGUCGUCGUGGCGGCGGCUGCUGGGGCGGUCGUCAAGGGGCGCAGGGAGAGGGGCGUGCUCGUGCGCUGCGGCGAGUGCAACGAGAACGGCCUCGUCCUUUGCCCAAUCUGCUCCUGACUCUUCAGUUAGUUUCAGAUACUAGCUAGUUCUUGUACCAGCGAUUGACUCUGCUGGAUCAAUUGACUUGUGAUCUUCUGUCAUAAUUCUUCCUUUCAAAUGCUUGGCACGAGUCGAAUAAACCGCAUUGGAUCAAUAUCAUUCACGAAUCUCUUCAGCUAGUUUCAGAUUGAUCCGAGCUAAGGUCAGCCAAGUGUAUCUGUUUCUCAGAUGCUUGUGUAAUGGGAACUCUGGUGGAGCAAUUGGGUAAUCAUUUGAAAA
Messenger RNA from Lolium perenne, 1366 nucleotides. RefSeq lists its product as uncharacterized. Lineage: Eukaryota; Viridiplantae; Streptophyta; Magnoliopsida; Poales; Poaceae. The record is from RefSeq and is a predicted model, not a curated record.